Messenger RNA from Dendronephthya gigantea, 4932 nucleotides. Its product is annotated as hornerin-like. The transcript has 5 exons. The coding region runs from base 1388 to 3364 and encodes 658 amino acids. NCBI's taxonomy places the organism in Eukaryota, Metazoa, Cnidaria, Anthozoa, Malacalcyonacea, Nephtheidae. The record is from RefSeq and is a predicted model, not a curated record.
UAAAACAGCGUGGUUAUCCAUGUGAUGUCAAAUAUUUUCACAUGGUUUUUACGAUCAUUUUCUUUGAAUUACUUUAAAUUCUCUUUGACGAAAUCAGUACUUUGGGAAGAUUUUGGAAAUGUUUUCAUGAAUUAAGGUGGAACUACUCCGCUGUGCAAUAUGAGCGCUUUCUCAUAUUGCUGUCGCCAUUUUUGAAUUCUUCCAAUGCUUGGCAGCAUGGAAGGAAAUUUGUCCAAAUUCUAGUCACUUCAGAGACCAUUAAAAGCUGCAAAUUACAAUUUAACUGACAAAUAAUAUGGCAUACCAAAAUACAGGUAAAUCUGAUCUAUAUAUGUUAAAGAUCGGAUAAAGUUUUGAACCGAUUCACUUUUAAAGUGAUGUACGAAUAUAUCUGACAUCUGAAACGAAACGAAGAUGGAUUGGCAUAUGCCAUUUUUUAAACGAUAUAUGAUACGAUCUUUUAGAUAAAUAAUUACAAAUAGAAUUGAAAAUUGUUUUAAAAGUGCUUGAUAUAAUGUUUCUCACCUCAGUCACCUGUCUGCAUGAUUUUAGUAGCUGAGAUAUGUGUGUUUAUAUGCGUUAAACCAUAUUUGUUUAUUUCAUAGACAUGGUUAAACUAUGUCUCUACGUAAGAUAAGACAUUCAUUCAGAGCUAUGCCUACACCUCCAUUUGUUCGUUUGCAUUGAAAAUUCAAAAUAGACUUUAACCUGCAGACACAAAGCAAUUAUAGAAUACCUCGCCAACCUAACUCUUAGGCCUUAGCAGUGAAUGGCAUUUAGAACUACCUUGUUUUAUUUUACCUGAUGCAUGAAUUGGACUUUCACAGAGCAAGAAUAAACACUAUUUUUGAAGAAAAGGGCAGUUCUAUUCACUAAAAUCAAUCCCUAUAACAGAUCUUAAACAUAAUGCAUUGUUUGCCUGGUAUUCUAUAAUUGUACUGCAGGUACACCAACGCUUAUCAUAAUUUUCUAUACAUCAGAUUAUUUUAAUGUGGAAAACUUUCAUGCAUUUGUUAUGGUCUAAAAGUGAUAUUUGUGAGUUAAAACAAGUGCUUCUCAAUAGUAUUGAGCUAACAGGUUAUUGUGCAUUGCCUGGCAAAUAUUCUUACCCUUUUACUUAUAUUAUAAUUUCUUGCACCACUACAUAUGCCAACAAUUUUGAUCUAUUCCCAGUUUUAUCCUUUGUGAAUUGUCUUCAUUGCAAACUGGUCCACUUAGUAUAUAUACAAGAAAGCAGGGGCAGUGGGUGGGAAUUACAAGUUUUCAACUUGUGUUAAUGUGAUAUUUUUAUGUCAAAAUCUUCAUAGGGUAUCGCCCUGGAAAUCCAAAUUAUGGUUCUGGUCCAGAUUUAUCUGGUGGAAUUAGCUAUCCACCACCUAGGCUACCAAUGCCCUUAUAUCAACCUUUUGACCAACCUUUUGAAAAACCUACCCCGGCAUACCCACCUACAGGGUCAUACGGAGCCAUUGGGGACCCUGUCAUACCCACAGGCGUGGGUUAUCCGCAGAGCGGGUAUGAUACAGGACAGUUUAUUUCAACACCACAAGAACCCAACUGGCAAGGUUAUGAUGGUUGUGGUGAUGAGAAGUUCACCAAUCAUGGAGGAUAUGAUAAUUCAACCCACAACUUUUACUCACAAGAUAAUGCUCCUCCUAGCAACCAGCCUGAAGGGUUUGAUCCAGGCUUUUCAAACAGCAGGGGUGGACUUGCAACAAGAGGCAACCAGGGACAUUGUGGUAUGCAACACAGUAGAGGUGGAUUUGAUGGGUUUGAUGGGUUUACCAGAGGUGUAAGGGGUGGUAAUAGGGGGCAGUAUGGUGCAGGUCGGGGUACUGGUAGGGGACAAUUUAAUACAGGGGCUAGAGGCAGGGGUCCACAUGGUGGUGGCAAUGGAAAUAGGGGAAGAGGACAAUAUGAAGGGGGCUAUAGGGGUAGAGGACAGGCUGAUUUUGUAAAUAGGGGUAGGGGACAAACCCGUGGUGCUAAUCGAGGAAGAGGGCAAAUUAAUGGUGUAAGGGGCAGGGGACAGCCUGAUGGGGGAGAGAAAGGCAGAGGCCUGUCUGAUGUUGCAAGUAGAGGUCAAGGGCAGUUUCAUAAUAAUAGGGGCAGGGGGCACUUUAUUGGUAUGAACAGAGGAAGAGGGCAAUCUGAUGGGGGUAUUCGUGGCAGGGACCAGAUGGGUGGAACUGUUGGAAGAGGAUGGGUUUCAGGAGGAACACAGGAUUUAGGGCAAGAGGCAGCCAUUGGUAGAUGCCGGGCUGUCACAAGAGGUCGAGGCCAGGAUGCAUCAAGUGGACGAGGUCAUGGGCAAAUUGUUGGCGAUGGAAAUGGGCAAACUUCGACAAUUGGCAGAGGACAGCAUGGAAGGGGGCAACCUGAGGGAACAAGGGGGGUGGGAGCAACAAGCAGAGGCCGUGGAAGAGCUGAUGGUGUUCCAACUGGUGCUAAAGCCACUAAACCAUUUAUAAUGUUAACUGGCGAGGGUUUUAUUUCAUACAAAAAUAAGCUCCAAGAGUUUGCUCAGAAGAAUCACAAACCCGUCCCUCAGUAUUCGUCUCGAAAAACUGACAUGGGCUACACGGCCGACGUGUGUGUGGACAAUCAGAUGUUCUCGUGUCUGCAGACGGAACGAGAGAAAAAGGACGCUGAACAGAGCGCUGCUUUCGAGGCUUUAAAAUGCCUGGGAUUUAUCGAUGCAAAUGAAUCGUUCACGGCUAAAUUAGGCUCUGGUAAAGCUAAAAAGAGACCGUCGGACGAACGAGAAGAUUCCGUGUCAACCCCAAAAUUUGCCAAACAAGAACAACCGUCGCCCGUUCUGGGUUCGCAGUCGUAUAAAAGCAAAAUCAACGAAGCCGUGAUGAAAAUGAAACUAGGCCCGCCAACCUAUGAUACCAUAAGAACGGCUGGCGGAUUUCUAAGCACACUUGUUUUGAAUGGACAAUUAUAUCAAGGGGUGGAACGGCACGGAACGAAGAAACUGGCGGAGCAACACGUUGCCGAGAUCGCUUUUAAGCAACUGGAUACAAAUCAUAAAAUGCCGAUAAAGCAAGAAGGUUUUAUCUUGGACAAUACGACUGAAAAUGCCGUUAUAAAUACGCCCGACUCAAACAUAGUGAUUUCUGCAUCAACUUCAAAAGCAGCCAGCACGGGCCCCAAAACGAAACCCACGAAAAACAUCGUGCAAGAAUAUUGCCAAAAGAAUGGAUGGCAGAUUCCCAUAUAUAAUACAGUUAAGGACGCUGGUAUGGUCAUUGCGACCGUUACUGUAAAUGGCGUUGAAUACGUGGGCACGCCUCAUAUUUUGAAGAAAACCGCUGAACAGAAUGCAGCGAAGAAAGUCUGCGAACAGCUAGGUCUAAAGUGACCUAGGUCUAAAAUGACGUGCUGCAUUAAAUGUUUGCAUUAAUUGUUUCGUUAACGUUAUAUACGAAUAUUUCUGUUCAACGUAACCGUUAAAUAUCGUAAUUCGCUGACAGUCGAUUGUUUGUGCCUUUGUGAAUACAGAGUUUCAGAUUGCGGUAACAUUUGAUAACGGAAAACCGCGAACCUCGAUUAAGGCGUAGCGUCUCGAGAACAUUUCGGAACUUCAGAUUCGUUACAACUGCGAAAUCUAAAAGACUUUUUUAUAAAACAUCUGUUACUACAAACUCGCAUUAAUACGCCGUUUCGUUUACAGUAGCGUAGCCAGCCUGUCGAUUUGUCUCGUUAUGCUAAUAGGGGGAUUUAGCAUGAGGACGUGAACGUCAAAGAUGACGUGAAAAUGGCAAGUAAAUGGCGUGGAGUGUCCAUAUUUGGGCGCAUCAAGCCAUUUAUUCGCCAUUUUCACGUCGUCUUUGACGUUCACGUCCUCGUGCUAAAUCGCUCUAAUAUUUUGGUGUUCACUGAGGUUGGUAUAUAGCAUUUCUUAAAAAUCGACAGCUUGAAACUGACGGGUAAAUCCAUAGAAAUGAUAGACAUAGAUGUCUAUUAUUUCUAUGUGUGAAUCUUUUUAAAUUGGAACGGCCUUUUCGAUCCAGUACCUUUUAGCUCAUUUGGCAUGAAGAACUGUUCGAUUUGAAAAGAUAUAACUUAGAGCUAACGGUGGCUGCAGAGGUUUCUUGUCUUCCGUUGUCAAUUAAAGGCGGUGUGUUACACUAUGCAACUUUCCUUGCAACUUGCAAUGCAAUUCUACUCCUGAGGCAUCUAAAGUUGACAAAUACGAACAUUUCGUGCGCUCUGCUAACGUUUUCUUAGCAUUUCGAACACUCCUUACAAAUUAACAUCGCUCAAAAUUGUCAUUGCACUGCAACUUGCAAGGAAGAUUGCAUAGUGCAUAUAACAGCGCCUUAAAAGCGCCAAUCUGAAACAGGGGUGCCAGAUUAGUAACUGAAUAAAUUAGCCAAACAAAAAAAUCAAAGACUUCUUUACACUUGCAAUUUUGCUUCGAUAUUUUCUUGUGAUGGAUGUGAACGCGCGAGUUUGUUAUGAAUGCUCUGGUUUAUACGUGCCCAAACUUAACAUUCAUAACUUAUCCGCUUAUUCACAUCGAUCACAAGAAUUAAUGAUUUCGCAGCUGAAGUCGUAGCAAAAAUUGCAUGUGUAAACGAGCUCUCGCACAAUUCUUUUAAAGCCAGUUCCCAUGGGCGAUUCUCUUCUUUUGACUGAUGUGAACGAGUGAACAACUGUAAUGAAUAACUUGUUUUAAAAUGCCUAAAUUUUCUCAACAUUCAUUACAUAUCUGUUCUUUCACAUCUUUCAAAAGAAGAAAAUCGUACCUAAGUUGCAUCAAUAUCGUCUUUGGGAAGUGAACUUUAGUUUCUCGCUUGUGGAAUGGCUGUGUUUGAGUUUAUAAAUAAUGGUAAAAGAACUAUUUGUUGUUUUUAUUGUCGAGUAAAAUUUAUACAACUUGAGAUACUGUAAAAAUUUCCAAUGGCCUUAGAAUACUUAUUAUAU